AUGAUCAAGGCUAUUUUCAUCUGGUUCUCACUAAUUUUUGUAUGCGCGGCAUUGUCUGCUACUUCUGGUUCUGGAGCCACUGAGCUGGAACGCGUUCGAACUCAACUGGGUUACGUACCGACAAACUUUAUUUCUGUCUCUGCUUGGAAAUCUGAUUUACAACAACCCAUUGCAAUACGGACUUAUCCAUUGAAUGGAGGUGCUAAACGACGUCAAUCAAAGGCCGGAGUACCUGGUCAGGCAGUGAAUUCUCCUUUCCCAACAUUGUAUUGGCUGACUUGCCCUGACAUAUCCAAGGCGAUCGCCGACCUUGAAGGACGAGGGUAUUUGAAAAAAAUUGAAGCUUCCAUAAGGGAGAGUUCAGAGCUGACGAAUAAACUUGUGCAAUGUCAUAUUCAGUAUGCAGAGGAACGAUGGAAUAGUUUGACGGAAAAAGAUCAACAAUUACUAUCAGAUUCAAACAAUCCAUCGAUCGAGAGAAUGCGUAUUAUGAUGAGAGAUUCGGGAGUCUCGGGGACAAACUUUACUAUGUACACCGAAGGAGUCGGCACCGAGAUGCCUUCGAUCAAGUGUUUACAUGCUCAUUACGCCCACUAUGUUAGCACAAAGGACACACUAGAAUUUCCAAAUCCAGUGGGUGCAAUGGUGCAUGAAGCCUUACAGAAAUGCCAUCCAGAGGUGGAUCUAUAG
Cylindrotheca closterium is the source of this 690-nucleotide messenger RNA. NCBI's taxonomy places the organism in Eukaryota, Bacillariophyta, Bacillariophyceae, Bacillariales, Bacillariaceae. The record is from the annotation of a GenBank genome assembly.